UUUUCCGUUUCAGAUUUAAAACCUGAAGUUAAUUAUUACUGGCAUCAUGGUGAGGAAGUUGUUGUCCAUGGUCAUCGAAAGGGUAGAGUGGAUCCUGUGCGGUUUCAAAUAGAUGACAAGCCGCACCUUCAGCUCCGUGUGCCAAAUCAACUUCCAGAGAUUGUACCGCUGGAGUCAGAUCUUGGAGAUGUUCCUGUUAUUGAUCACAAGCCAUCCAAACUGCCGUUGUUCAAAAAGCAGUAUGAAAACAAGGUAUAUAUAGGAUCAAAGCUAGCAGAUCCAUGCUGUUAUGGACACACCCAGUUUCAUCUUAUUCCCGAUAAACUAAAACGGGAAAGGUUUAUAAAAGCAAAUCUUGAGGAUCAGAUUGAAGUUGUUUAUCGAGCUAAUGGUAUUGCAAGCCUCUUUGCCUGGACAGCAGCACAAGCAAUGUAUCAAGGAUUCUGGAAUGAAGCAGAUGUGACCCGUCCUUUUGUAUCGCAGGCAGUAGUGACUGAUGGAAAAUACUUCGCUUUCUUUAGUUACCAGCUAAAUACUUUAGCGCUAACUGCAGAAACUAUGAAAAAUAACCCUCGUAAGAAUAUAUGUUGGGGUACAGACAGUAAGCCGUUGUAUGAUGUUGUGGAAGAUGGUAAUGUGAAAGGCUUUAAUGAUGAAGUUCUGCUUAAUUUGGUUCGUCUUCUGUUAAACAGACCGAAAGAGUUGUAAGUCAUUAAACAGUAAAGUAUUUCUGUUCACGUGCCUGAACUUCAUUGCAGCCCCAUGAAGUAUGGGCUAGAAUAUGACUUGUUCUUAGUCAAGUGUUCGUCUAGCAAACACUAUAUACAUCGUUUAUGGUAUCUGAGCCUUAUUUCUUUAUUUUAAAUGU
Molecule: messenger RNA, 868 nt
Organism: Eurypyga helias (sunbittern)
Lineage: Eukaryota; Metazoa; Chordata; Aves; Eurypygiformes; Eurypygidae
Gene: MRPS30
Product: mitochondrial ribosomal protein S30
Exons: 4
Biological process (GO): translation
Cellular component (GO): ribosome; mitochondrion; mitochondrial large ribosomal subunit
Molecular function (GO): structural constituent of ribosome
Source: RefSeq, a predicted model, not a curated record